Molecule: messenger RNA, 1443 nt
Organism: Sphenostylis stenocarpa
Lineage: Eukaryota; Viridiplantae; Streptophyta; Magnoliopsida; Fabales; Fabaceae
Source: the annotation of a GenBank genome assembly
AUGGAGGUAGAGACGGAGACUAUUGUGGAGAAGACGGAGAUAAUCAACAACGUAAUGUGCCUUUUGACAGACCCAGAUGGAACUCCUUUGGGUUCUCCUAUGUACCUACCACAGAAUGCUGGUCCUCAACACCUCAACCAGAUUGUUAAUAAGCUUCUAAACAAUGAGGAGAAGCUGCCAUAUGCUUUCUAUGUAUCAGACGAGGAGCUCCUUGUGCCACUUGAAACAUACUUGCAGAAAAACAAAGUCUCGGUGGAGAAGGCUUUGCCUAUAGUUUGUCAACCUCAAGCUAUUUUUCGGAUUCGUCCUGUGAAUCGCUGUUCGGCAACUAUUUCUGGUCAUGCUGAAGCUGUACUUAGUGUUGCCUUCAGUCCUGAUGGGCGACAACUGGCAAGUGGUUCUGGUGAUACCAGUGUUCGAUUUUGGGACCUGAGCACUCAGACACCAUUGUACACCUGCACAGGACACAAGAACUGGGUACUUUGUAUUUCAUGGUCACCUGAUGGAAAAUAUCUUGUAAGUGGGAGCAAGGCUGGAGAGCUUAUUUGUUGGGACCCACAAACUGGAAAGUCAUUAGGCAAUCCACUAACUGGUCACAAGAAAUGGAUUACUGGUAUCUCUUGGGAACCUGUGCACCUGAAUGCUCCAUGUCGUCGCUUUGUAAGUGCAAGCAAAGAUGGGGAUGCUCGAAUAUGGGAUGUUUCAUUAAAGAAAUGUGUUAUGUGCCUUAGUGGCCACACACUCGCAAUAACAUGUGUAAAAUGGGGUGGAGAUGGUGUGAUUUAUACUGGUUCACAAGAUUGUACAAUCAAAGUCUGGGAAACCACACAAGGGAAGCUGAUCCGGGAACUUAAGGGACAUGGGCAUUGGGUUAACUCUUUGGCAUUGAGCACCGAGUAUGUUCUUCGCACCGGAGCUUUUGAUCAUACUGGAAAACAAUAUUCAUCUCCAGAGGAAAUGAAGAAGGUUGCUCUGGAAAGGUAUCAAGCAAUGAGAGGCAAUGCCCCUGAGAGAUUGGUCUCUGGAUCUGAUGAUUUUACUAUGUUCCUUUGGGAACCUUUCGUCAACAAGCACCCCAAAACUCGCAUGACAGGUCAUCAGCAGCUUGUGAACCAUGUCUAUUUUUCACCUGAUGGGCAAUGGGUGGCAAGUGCUUCUUUUGAUAAAUCUGUCAAGUUAUGGAAUGGGACCACAGGGAAAUUUGUUGCUGCCUUUCGGGGCCAUGUUGGGCCUGUUUACCAGAUCAGCUGGUCUGCAGACAGUAGACUUCUUUUAAGUGGCAGCAAAGAUUCAACACUUAAGGUUUGGGAUAUUCGGACUCGGAAGUUGAAGCAAGAUCUUCCAGGCCACUCUGAUGAAGUUUUUUCUGUUGAUUGGAGUCCCGAUGGAGAGAAGGUAGCCUCUGGUGGUAAGGAUAGAGUGUUGAAGUUGUGGAUGGGCUAG